UGGACGGCAUACAGAUUUAAAAUUAAAAUAUACAAAGCCUGGCGAAAAACAUUUUCGGCUUCUUCGCCUGCAAUAAAAAUGUUCACACUCUGUUACUCUCUCCACCAGUGCUGCUAAGCCUGUUCAGAGCACAAGCUAAAUGUAGAGGAAUUAAAAACGUAAAAACUGCCUAGAAAAAUGAUGGACGCUUUGACAGAGCUUUGCGAUAUAAUGGCGCAGGAUGGCCAAAUUGCUGGCUCUAAGAUUGGCUGGAUUUACAGCAGAUGCCCUCAGCUAGGCUACUUUAGGCCUGGAUCUUCUGUUAGGGUUACUCAUUCUCAGCUGAAUGCAGUGCUAGCGAUGGCGCGGUUUUUGAGCGCUUCGUCUAAUCUAGAGAAGGAUCUGCUGAAUGUGCUGGUGGAGUUUCUAGAGGCAGUGCCUCUAUCUUUCGAGGAGGAAUUUUGGCCAAAGAAUUAUAGCGCAGAUGCUGUUGGAGGAUUUUACGAGGAGUUUAUGAAGUAUGGGAAGAAGAUUGCGAAUUCGAAACACGGCGAGGGUUUUAGGGCAGAUGUGAGCAGAAUCAUCGCGGAAAUUAUACAGGGAUUUGGUAGUAAUUUAUAUGAGACUGGAUUUGCAAGGGUAUUUUUGAGCGCUUUGGCGGGGAAUUGCCCCAGUCUGGAGGCUCCCGAUGCUGAAAAGGUAAGUGCAUUCUUGCUUGAUCAAUGGAUUAUUAAUUCAUCGGCUUCUUUUUCUUCGGCCUCAUCUGCAUUUAUCGUGACUUCGCCUUCGUCGGAUGCCUCGGCGGUGUCGUCUUCCUCUCCGUAUGGGAGAAAGGGCACCUAUUUGAACGGCGGCGGGGUUUCCAGCCCGGCGAGCGAGGAGACGCCCGGUUCGACCCCGGGUAGCACGCCGUCCAAGAUGAGGAAGGGAAAGGGAGAGUACAGAGGCGGGGAUGAGAUUACGAAUGAUAAUAAUUUUUGUUCUUCUUCGUCUUGCUCUUCUUCUGCAAAGGCGGCGAGGAUGGCAACGAAUGGCGGCGCGAGGAGUAGCCUGGAUCAGUUGGCCGUCACCUAUGGAUUGAAUGAGGUCGAAGCGGUGGUUAAGCAACAUGCCAUCGCGUUCGAGGAGGAGCCGCUGGAAGGGUUGGAAAAGCAGGAGAUUGCUUUUAGGUUGUUUGGACAUAUUUUGGAGAGCAGCACUGUUAAAGACGACCACUUGCAGCAGCUCAGGGUUGCAGCCGGAAAGCAGCUCAAGACUUUGCCAACAUUUCUCAAGAUACGGAAAAAAGAUUGGUCUGAACAAGGAGCUCUUCUUAAAAGAAGAAUAAAUACAAAACUGAGUGUCUGUCAGGCAGCAGCGGUGGUUCAGACUAAAGGACUUCUACUAUCUGAUUUAGAUGGAAAAGCCACCAAAUCAUUAUUACGUGAAACUCUUGCUCUUCUAUUGGAUGCAGCUGAUGCUUGUGUUAUUUCUUCUUGGCGAAAGUUAAGGGCUUGUGAAGAGCUUUUCAGUUCUCUUCUUUCUGGUGUGGUACAGGCAGCUGUUACACGUGGAAGCCAGGUCUUAAGGGUCUUGCUUCUUCGUUUGAAAGCACUUGUGUUAAUGACCUGUGCUCAAGCUGAUACUUGGGGCGACAGUCAAGGUACCUUGUUUGAAAUUGUCAGCAAAACUAGCUGUGACAUAAUUUCCUUUGGUUGGAACAAGGAUCGUGCCCCAAUAGAAUCAUUCAUACUUGCUUUGGCCGCAAACAUUCGAGAGAGAGCUGACUACAAUGAGCAGGAAGAAAGAGAAAAGCAACUUGUUCCAGUGGUUCAAUUGAAUGUUAUACGUUUGUUGGCUGACAUGGCUGUUUUGCUACAUAAGCCUGAAGUUGUAGAGAUGAUAUUGCCUCUUUUUAUUGAAAGUUUAGAGGAGGGGGAUGCUUCAACACCUAGCCUCUUGCGCCUUAGACUUUUGGAUGCUGUAGCUCGUAUGGCAAGUUUAGGAUUUGAAAAAUCUUAUCGUGAAACAAUAGUAUUGUUGACAAGGAGCUAUUUGGAUAAACUUUCUAUGGUUGGGUCUACCCAUAGCAGAACACUAGCUCCAGAAGCAACCACAGAAAGAGUAGAGACUCUGCCUGCUGCAUUUCUUUCAGUUGCAUGUGGUCUUCACGAUGCUAAAUUGCGGUCCGACUAUCGACACCGUUUGUUGGCUUUAUGCUCUGAUGUUGGCCUGGCAGCUGAAUCGAAGAGUGGAAGGAGUGGAGCUGACUUGCUCGGACCUUUGCUACCUUCUGUUGCUGAGAUAUGUUCAGAUUUUGCUCCUAAUGAAGAUGUGGACCCUCCUUUGCUGAAGUUAUUUCGGAAUUUGUGGUUUUAUAUUGUUCUGUUUGGUUUAGCUCCUCCUAUCCAGACUAACCAGCCAUCUUCAAAGCUUCUUACUACAACGACAAAUAGCUUAGGAAGCAUGAGUGCUAUGGCCCUUCAUGCAGUGGCAGGACCAUAUAUGUGGAAUGUACAAUGGUCAUCAGCAGUUCAGAGGAUCACACAGGGAACACCACCACUUGUAGUAAGUUCUGUGAAAUGGCUUGAGGAUGAGCUGGAGCUUAAUGCACUUCAUAAUCCUGGGAGUCGUCGAGGUAGUGGUAAUGAAAAGGCUGCAGUAGCUCAGCGGGCUGCUCUUUCAGCAGCUCUUGGGGGGUGGGUUGAGAUAACAUCUAUGAGCACAAUAUCGGGGGUCAAGGCAACUUACCUCCUGGCAGUUGCAUUCUUGGAAAUUGUACGUUUCAGUUGCAAUGGUGGCAUUCUUAAGAGUAAUUCUAGUGAGAGUAAGCACUUAAGUGCUUUUAAUUGUGUUUUCAAAUACCUUGAGACUCCAAACCUUUUGCCAGCUGUGUAUCAGUGUCUUACAGCAAUUGUUCACAGAGCAUUCGAGGCAGCUGUAUCAUGGCUGGAUGACAGAGUAACAGCAACUGGAGAUGAGGCAGAGAAGAGGGAAACUGUACUUGCAACACAUGCAUGCUUCCUUAUACAAAACAUUUCUCAUAGGGACGAACGUGUCAGGGAUAUAUCCAUCAUUUUGAUAAGUCAAUUACAAAAUAAAUUUCCACAGGUUCUCUGGAGUUCAUCUUGUUUAGACACAUUGCUCUUCUCGGUUAAUAAUCAAGUGCCAUCUGGUCUCGUUACAGAUCCUAGUUGGGUGCUUACGAUACGUUCUUUAUUGCAACGGGUUGUUCGAGAAUGGAUUAUCAACUCUCUUUCAUAUGCGCCAUGUACAACACAGGGGCUUCUACAGGAGAAGUUCUGCAAGCUGAACACAUGGCAAAGGGCACCUCAUACAAGUGAUGUGGUCUCUCUGCUGUCAGAGAUAAGGCUUGACCCUGGGAAAAAAGAUCGUUGGAAUGGUAUUCCAACAUCUAGUGUCCCUGCAGUCAUAGCUGCAGCAGCAGCAGCAGCUGGUUCCACUUUGAAAACAGCAGAAGCCUGCAAUUUGGAGAUUUUGUCCACUGGUAUAGUCAGUGCAAACGUGAAAUCUAACUAUGCAGGAGAAAUCGCUGGUAUGAGGAGGCUUUAUGUUAGUAUUGGUGGCUUUCAAACUCAGGCUAGAAAACUCCCUAUAGUUUUAGAUCCUUUUGACAGAAUGAGUACUUCUCAGAACUCAAGUGAGAAUGGAGAAUUGAUACAGCCUGAUAAUGCUGCAUUCAAUGAGAUGCUAGUUACAAAAUUUGUAAGGCUGCUCCAACAGUUUGUCAAUAUUGCUGAGAAAGGUGGUGUAAUAGAUAAAGCAUCAUUUCAUGAGACAUGCUCACAGGCCACCGCUCUUCUUCUUUCUGACUUGGGUGUUGAUGCAAAGGUGAAGCUGGAGGGAUUUUCCCAGCUGUUGCGCCUGCUUUGUUGGUGCCCAGCAUAUAUUUCAACAUGUGAAGCCAUGAAAACAGGGAUUUUUGUUUGGACAUGGUUAGUGUCAGCCGCACCCCACCUAGGGUCACUUGUUCUCGCAGAAUUAGUGGAUGCAUGGCUGUGGAUAGUGGACACGAAGCGUGGUCUUUUUGCUUCUGGAAUUGAAAAUUCAGGCCCUCCUGCUAAAUUGCGCCCUCAUCUUACAGCAGGUGAACCUGAUUUGCCACCAUCAAAGGAUCCUGUGGAGGGUAUUGCUGCUCAUAGACUGUGGCUUGGGUUUUUCCUUGAUCGUUUUGAGGUUGUUCGUCAUGAUAGUAUUGAACAGCUUUUGCUCUUCGGCCGCAUGUUGCAAGGUUCGAUGAAGUCUCCAUACCAUUUUUCAUCGCAUCCAGCUGCAACUGGCAGUUUAUUCACACUUAUGCUUUUAGGGCUUAAGUUCUGUUCUUGUCAGUUUCAGAACAAUUUACAGAAUUGUGUUCAGGGGCUUUAUCUCCUUGAAGACCGUGUUUAUCGGGCUGCAUUAGCUUGGUUUUCAAGUGAGCCCGAGUGGUAUGAUUCAGAAGUAAAGGGACUGGCUCAAGAUGAGGCUCAAUCAGUUUCUAAUUUUGUUAGUCAGUUGGCAGUGAACCGAGCUGAAUCUCCUAAUGCAGAAUCAGGGUCCAGGUCUCGUGGGCAGGAAAAUGGAACUGUGUCAGGCAACAUGAUGGAUCAAUGUCAUCCAGUUUGGGGAAAAAUAGAGAACUAUGGAGUGGGAAGAGAGAAGCGAAAGCAGUUAUUAUUGAUGCUCUGUCAGCAUGAGGCUGACAGGCUUGAUGUUUGGGCAAACCCCUUAAGAGAAAAUAUGGUAUCUCGAUCAAAAAUCAGUUCAGAUCGCUGGGCAGAAUAUGUGAGAACUGCAUUUUCUGUGGAUCCUAGAAUUGCAAUUUGUUUGGUGGCUAGGUUUCCUUCUGUAUCUUCUCUAAGGGCAGAGGUCAUGUCACUGGUACAGCAAAACAUAUUUGAAAUGCGCAAUAUUCCAGAAGCUCUACCUUUUUUUGUCACUCCAAAAGCUGUGGAAGAGAAUUCAGCGGUCCUCCAACAAUUACCACAUUGGGCAAAUUGUUCAGUUACAAGAGCACUUGAGUUUCUUACUCCACCUUUCAAGGGGCAUCCACGAGUUAUGGCAUAUGUUCUUAGGGUUUUGGAAUCAUAUCCUCCUGAAAGGGUUACAUUUUUCAUGCCUCAGCUUGUUCAAGCUCUGCGGUAUGAUGAAGGGAAGCUUGUAGAAGGUUACCUGUUGGGAGCUGCACAUAGAAGCAAUCUAUUUGCACAUAUUUUGAUAUGGCAGCUUCAGGGAGAGGAGCCUUCUGCUGAAGGAGGAAAAGAUGCUGGCAGUGUCAAGGGGAAUUCUUUCCACGAUCUUUUACCUCGUAUUAGGCAACGUAUCAUAGAUAGCUUUACUCCAGAGGCAUACGACAUAUUCAUUCAGGAAUUCCGAUUUUUUGACAAAGUAACUGAUAUUUCUGGUACACUUUAUCCUUUACGAAAGGAGGAUAGACGAGCUGGCAUACGGAGAGAACUGGAGAAAAUUGAAGUGGAUGGAGACAAUAUUUAUCUGCCGACAGAUCCAAACAAAUUGGUUAGAAGCAUUCAACUAGAUAGUGGGAUUCCCUUACAGUCUGCUGCAAAGGUUCCAAUCAUGAUUACAUUUAAUGUCGUGGAAAAAGAUGGUGAUCAGAAUAAUAUAAAGCCUCAAGCAUGCAUUUUCAAGGUUGGAGAUGACUGUCGGCAGGAUGUACUUGCUCUCCAAGUGAUUUCCUUAUUAAGAGACAUUUUUGAAGCAGUUGGGCUGAAUCUUUACUUGUUUCCAUAUGGUGUUCUUCCAACAGGUCCUGAGAGAGGUAUAAUUGAGGUGGUUCCAAACACACGUAGUAGAAAUCAAAUGGGUGAAACCACUGAUGGAGGACUAUAUGAAAUUUUCCAACAAGAUUAUGGACCUGUUGGCUCAUUGCGUUUUGAGGAAGCUCGUGAUAAUUUCAUAAUCAGUAGCGCCGGCUAUGCUGUUGCCAGUCUCUUGCUCCAACCAAAGGACCGUCACAAUGGAAACCUGCUUUUUGAUAAUAAGGGUAGGCUUGUCCAUAUUGAUUUUGGCUUCAUUUUGGAGACUUCACCUGGUGGCAACAUGCGCUUUGAAAGCGCACAAUUUAAAUUGAGUCAUGAAAUGACACAAUUGCUGGAUCCUAAUGGUCAUAUGAAAAGUGAAACAUGGAAUCGGUUUGUCAGUUUGUGUGUGAAAGGAUAUCUAGCAGCUAGGCGACACAUGGAUGGCAUCAUCAAUACUGUAUUAUUGAUGAAAGAUAGUGGACUUCCUUGCUUUAGUCGUGGAGAUCCUAUUGGAAAUCUACGAAAACGAUUCCAUCCAGAGAUGAGUGAGCGUGAAGCAGCAAAUUUCAUGCGACACACAUGCCUAGAUGCAUAUAACAAGUGGACAACUGCAGGCUAUGAUCUUAUUCAGUAUAUACAACAAGGCAUCGAAAAAUAAUUGCAUUGAAGGAAUCUGCCAUUUUGGGCUUCAUGGUGAUAUCAGAGAUUACUGUAAUCUUAUCCUCCACCCUUGUUAUCAUGUGAAAGUGAGGGAGUACAUAACUAACAUCAAAACUAUCUGCAGGAUAAAGUGGGGAACACAAUUAAUUAAAAUCGAAAAAUGCAUCCGCAGCCCAAGCUCCAAGCCUGCAUUAUUUGGUUACUAUAGUACGUUGUAGAUAUCAAGAUUUUUUGUGUCCUUGAGGCAUAGUGUAAUAUAAGUAGAUACCUUUGUCAUGCUCUUUUUCAACUUCAGUUCAGUUUAGUCAUAUUUAUGCAUUGGUGCCAACUGAGUUGAUGUGGAUUGAAUGUGCCAUUGCAAGAUGAGUAAUGAGCAGUGAAGAAUUUUAAAUUAUGGAAGGUCCUUUAUGGCAGCUGCUUGUAACCUCCAUUAUCCAAUUGUUGAAAAACAUUUGAAGCUGUUCGUGAUUUAAAUAAUUACAUGUAAUAUAUGAGCAGCACAGGCCAAUUUAAGUAGAUACAACUGCUGAUAACUGCAGGGGCAAAUCCUUAGGACA
Cryptomeria japonica (Japanese cedar) is the source of this 6937-nucleotide messenger RNA. Its product is annotated as phosphatidylinositol 4-kinase alpha 1. The transcript has 26 exons. The record is from RefSeq and is a predicted model, not a curated record. Bases 178 to 6378 code for a protein of 2066 amino acids. Gene Ontology annotation, cellular component: plasma membrane; cytoplasm. Gene Ontology annotation, biological process: phosphatidylinositol-mediated signaling; phosphatidylinositol phosphate biosynthetic process. Lineage: Eukaryota; Viridiplantae; Streptophyta; Pinopsida; Cupressales; Cupressaceae. Gene Ontology annotation, molecular function: 1-phosphatidylinositol 4-kinase activity.